AGCAGGACCAGGAGGAUGAGCAGCGUUCACUAGUACCUGUGGGACCGAGAGGAUGCACAGGACAUCCCGAGGGAAAGAAGAGCUGGAGAACGUCUGGACAAUGUCUCGUGCCACAGAAAUCCAGGACUUUGCGUCGGAUGAAACGAGCAGCAGUGAUUCAGAAUCGGAUGAAGACCCCUAUGAGUCAGAAAAUGUUGAUGCCUAUGAUCUUCACUCAGACAAUUCACCUUUAUACUGCUACACCCAGAAGACCAACCAGAUUGUGUAUGAAUACCACUCUGGAAGGAAGGUGGCACGCCUUCGAGAGCCAAGAGAUCUCUACGGUGUAUCCUCAAACAGCUUCUUCCAACUACCACGGUGGCCAUAUGAGUGCCAGGUUCUCAAGGAAAAAAUUGAGCACAUAGAGUGGGAUCCUCCUGUUCCUGAACCGAUGUACAAGUCUUCAGGUUUAGAGCAGGAGCCCACAUGUGCUAACCCUACAGAAAGCAAGGUUAUCUACCAACUCAAUGAAGGUCUGAAGGAAUCUUACUUCAUGUGUUCUCGUGUUGGUGGCAACCGCAGCCCCCUCAAGCCUGUAUCCCCGAAUGGCUGUGAAGAAUCUGAUAACACGCUGGUGUUUGAGUCUCGAUUUGAGAGCGGGAACUUGCAGAAAGUGGUCAAGAUUGGUGACUACGACUACCAGUUGAUCCUUCGGACUGACCUUUACACUGACCGCCACACCCAGUGGUACUAUUUUCGAGUGAAGAACACAAAGGCUGGUAUCCCUUACCGAUUUACCAUCAUUAACUUCAGGAAACCCACAAGUCUCUACAACCACGGUAUGCGUCCCCUCAUGUACUCCGAGACUGAUGCCAACACCCAACACAUUGGUUGGAAGAGGAUCGGGGAUGAGAUCAAGUAUUACAAAAACAGCUUUGGCAGAGAAGGACAAUCGUACUACUCCCUCUCUUGGACCUUCAGGUUCCCACACAGUGGAGACAUCUGUUACUUUGCCCACUGUUAUCCAUAUACAUACUCUAACCUCCAAGAUUACUUGGCCGAGAUAGCCAAUGAUCCAAAACGGUCCAGGUAUUGUAAGAUUCGGGUCCUGUGCCACUCCUUGGCUGGUAACAUUGUAUAUGUAUUGACUAUCACCAACCCCUCUCUGGCCACUGAGGAACCCAAGAAGAAGAAGGCCGUAAUACUGACAGCCAGGGUUCAUCCAGGUGAGACCAACAGCUCUUGGAUGAUGAAAGGUUUCUUGGACUACAUUUUAAGCUCAAGAAGUGAUGCCCAGCUCCUGAGAGACAACUUUGUCUUCAAGGUGGUGCCCAUGUUAAACCCAGAUGGGGUGAUUGUGGGAAACUAUCGCUGCUCUCUUGCCGGACGAGAUUUAAAUCGCAAUUAUAAGUCUAGACUGAAGGAUUCAUUCCCGUCUAUAUGGUUCACCCGUAACAUGAUAAAACGGGUGAUGGAAGAGCGGGAGAUAUUGCUUUAUUGUGACAUGCAUGGACACAGCAGGAAGCAAAAUGUCUUUAUGUACGGGUGUAAAGGCAGAGGUGGCCAGAAUGGCGGCCAAAGUUACUUGUGCGAGCGCAUCUUCCCGUUAAUGCUCAGCAAGAUCUCCCCCGACAAGUUUUCAUUUUCAGCCUGCAAGUUCCAAGUACAGAAGAGCAAGGAAGGAACGGGCCGCGUGGUCAUGUGGAAAAUGGGCAUUCAGAACAGCUAUACACUGGAGGCCACUUUCUGCGGGUCUUCACUGGGUAAACGACGUGGAACUCAUUUUAGCGCAAAGGAUCUGCAGUCGCUUGGUUACCAUUUCUGUGAUGCACUUUUAGAUUAUUGUGACCCAGACCAAACAAAGUAUUACUCUUGUCUGAGAGAAUUGGAGGAGAUGGUAAAACAGAGAGUGAACAGCAAUCGGCAACUCAGCUUGGACUCCGAAUCCACUCUGGAGAAUUUCUUAUCAGAUUUUGAUUCUAGCACUGGAGGAUCAGACAGCUCCGACUCGAAUGGUCCUCCUGCCCACCUGAUGGAGCUAGCUUGUAAGGUUAAACCACAGAGAAAGCUGCUAAAGUCAAAGAGAGAAAGAAAUUCCCAGAGGAAAACUCCAGGGAGGGUUCUAAUUCAGGAACCACAGGAGGAAGAUGAAAGCUCAGGAGAGAACGCGAGGGCGGUGAUUGUAGAGCGGCGGAUGAAUGCAGAGACUUCAGAAUUCAGCUCUGUCAGGAAGCUGCACAACCUUAACAAAGUGUCCAAAAAAAACAGGAUGACCAAGCAGCAGAGGACACCUCUCUUCCAAGACAUAAGUGCUACAAAGGUCUCCAUGAUCUACCUCGUGUUCAAUGCCAAAGGAGAAGUCAUUACAACUAAGUCCCACCCUUACACCAAGAACCAGGAUGUCAUGGACAUUACGAGCACCUUCAAUGGUAUUAACUGGAAGAGGCCACUCCCAUUAUUUAAAAAUCUGCUUUCACAGCGAUGCCCAUUCAACAGUAUUCUAGAGCCAUGCUGCUACUACAUCAGUCCAGAUACCAGCAACUCCUUCAGAACUAAUACUGCCAUCGACACAUGUGAGCAUGGGUCUGGUAAUAGAGCGCACAAUUCAGGUAACUUUGUGCAGCACAAGAGCAAGCCCAUGGAGGCAUGUUCUCCUGCGUCCCAAAACAGUGAUUACAGAGGGAGUGGCCAGAAAAGGGAGAAAAUAGACCAUCUGAGACAUGAGAGGGAAGAGAUUUUCCUGCCAGAUGUGGCUACCUGUAGACAAGCUCCUCUUAAUGGAACAGACAUUCUGUAUACCACCGCUGCCACCAAAGUCCAAAAAGUGCAGAACAUUUUGCCGAAAAUGAUGUCCCAUCCUCAUACAUCACACAAGUCAUCCACAAGAACCAGAACACUGCCCCCUACCAAGGUCAAAAUUAAAUCAACAGUUGAGUAUAAUAAAGGGACAGUACAGAAAAGGAAAUUGGGAAAGCUUACUGGCCCAUGCCCCCAGGAGGAUCAUGUUACUACUGACCAUGCCAACCUGGAAGCUGCUGCUAACCUCCCUGCUAACACCUGGAAGGACAUCCUUAUUGGACUACAAACGGGUGAAGGGGGAGGGUCUGUAGAAAGUAUUAUGCUACAUCAGGAUACUGACCAUCCUAUACCUGUACCACCUAAGGGGCAUAUGCUAAAAGAUAAGACCUCUAAUGGGUUUUCAAAAUUCACAAGGAAACCUGGACAGAGAGUCAGUCUGGUGCCUCUUCCAAAAACAGUCCCAUCCUCCGACUGAUGUAUCUUUUGAUCACGGCUCAAUUCACAGCCUUCUACUGUUGAGGACCCUUCAUUAGCUGAACUAUGUACAGUUUAAAGGGUUUGUGAUAAUUCCAAAAUUCACCAAUGCCUUCAAAUGCUGUAAAAAAUGAUUACAG
Molecule: messenger RNA, 3392 nt
Organism: Bufo bufo (common toad)
Lineage: Eukaryota; Metazoa; Chordata; Amphibia; Anura; Bufonidae
Product: cytosolic carboxypeptidase 2-like
Exons: 20
Coding region: 53-3253 (1066 amino acids)
Biological process (GO): proteolysis
Molecular function (GO): zinc ion binding; metallocarboxypeptidase activity
Source: RefSeq, a predicted model, not a curated record